AUGGAUCAAGGGCUGUCGUUCGACCUCAAUGUCGGCCCCGAGGUGGAAGAAUUUGCCAACGCCCUUGACAACUGUCUCUCGCCAUUCCUAUCGCAGGAAGACAAACGAGCCCGAAUCAUCGACCUCCCUCGGAAGUACUACGAAAAUGCUGUUCGAAGACUGCAACAGGCGCGGCCGAAGCGAGCUCGCAGUGGCUACGAAGAUGUAGAUAUGGAUGCUGACGAGAUCGAGACGGCCGAUGGGGAUGGCCUCUCUGGGGAAGCGGAUGAGGUUAAACAGCUGGAAAAAGAAGUGCAGACCUGGGACCUUAUCCGACGACUACUCCCCCUACGCUACGCAACCCCAGAAGCAAAGACAGACGACCGGCCAUCAAUAGAAAUGGACACAGGCUCGACGCAGUCCGAUUUGCUGCUCGAGUUUCUGAAUUCGGAUCCCUUGGCUCGAGAGCGCCAUGCGGUGCUGCAGUGGCUUCAGAGCAACGCGGCCGAUGGCCCGGAUAUUGACGACUUGGCCCGAGAUCUUCUGAAACAGGCCGACCGAGGGGAUAUCAUUGCACAUGGCUGGCUUCACACGCGAGCAACGAUUAAGCUACGGAAGAAUUUGACGGCAUGGAAUGGGCUGCUGGAUCGUCAGCAACCCAGAGUUAUGGAGUCUCAUGUCAACAAGGAUGGUGCUCCCCUGAUUACGCAGUUGGACCCUGAUGCCAUCACCCGCCAGGGACGAAAGCUCGAGCCUGCAGACGAGUACUUUGAGCGUGCGAUUUGGCUUGGCUGUUUUGAACACCUUCGCCGUGGUAGCAGCCUCGAGGAACUGCGCGAGUGGUGCCAGGAGCGGACGGAGAUGUGGCGGGCUGUUUCCAUGUCUGCCAUGCUUCUCUCUGAGGACCAAACUGUCCCUGUUGACGACUUGAAGCCCGAGUCUCUGGCUCUCUGGAGACGCAUGUGCUUUGCCUUGGCUCGACAGGGGGGCUCGGAUGAUUACGAACGUGCGGUGUAUGGUUUACUCUCUGGCGAUAUCACCAGUGUUGAAAAGAUUGCCCGGAGAUGGGACGACUUUCUCUUUGCCAACUACAACGCGCUUUUACGAACCCAGUUUGACAGCUACGUACUGAGCCGAUGUCCGCCAAAUGUGACCUCGACAUUGACUCAGAACUUCCCCUCCUUUGACGCCGUUCAAUUCUUGGGAAAGCCACAAGGAGUUGAGAAGCGCCUUGUUCGUUCGCUAGAGUCCCAGCCAAGGACUCAUGACGAGGCGACGGAGCCUAGUAAAGCUCUGCAAGCCGCGUUUAUUGCCAGGGAUGUUGAGCGCCACUUGUACGAACAAGGACUUGUCAUGAUUGCGGACGCCAACGCAAAUGGCAAAUCCAUUCUUCUGCCUUCAUCUGAGCCAAUUAACUCUGGCGUUGUGAAGAAGAAGUACUUUAGCCUAGAUCAGGAUGAUGGGCUUCGCAUUGUGUCACACGUCUAUGUGCUCACAGCCCUGAUGAAGAAGUUUGGCGGUGCCCAGAAAAAGGUCUCCAACUUUUCACCACCACCCCAGUUGACAUUCUCUCAGGAGAGUAUCUUGGCGGGGUAUACAGAUUACUUGCGUCGUGCCGGUCUCCCAGAGCUUAUCCCUCUGUACUGCUCAAUACUGGAGGCACCUAGGCAAUAUGACGUUCUGAGCUGGAAUUUGAUCCACGAGGAAGACCCCGAACAGCGCUUAUUGCAGUUGAAGUUGAUAAAGAAGGCCGGCAUCGACGUCUUGAAGUUUGUGGACAGGCAGGUGGUGCUCUUUUACGAGGCAUUGGGCGACAAGGCUCCUCAGCAAGCUGCUUUUAGCAUCAUCAGCGAUGGACCCUCAACACCACAGUUUGGGAAGCUGAUAAAGGCAGACUUCUUUGGCUAUGAGGAGGGUGUCGUUUCGAGCGGUGAUGACCAUGUUAUCCGUUCUUUGGAGUGGCUCUUGAUGGUGGAUGGAAAGUGGGCCGAUGUCUUUUCUAUGGGCACAAAGGUUUACAAGUUCUUCUUGCGUUCCGGACGACUGGGAGCUGCCCGACGGCUCUAUGAGAGGAUUUCAUUCGAAAAGAUUAUUCAGGGGAUUUCGGGACAGGAAGAAACUGAAGACAUUUGGUAUGAGGAUGCCGACUUUUGGGCUAAGCUGCUGGAGCGCAGCGAGGUCUCCAACAUGAGCCCCGAGCAGGUGCAGGCGGAGGCACGAAUUUUCCGCGGACUUGAAGCUCUCGUCAAGGCUCUAGAUGGCCUGGAGACAAUUGCUUCAUUGAUGCUCAUCUCUACUGAGCUGUCACAUGGAGAUCGGGAAUUUUGGGGUCCGGCGGGUGAAUCAAUCAAGAACGUCAAGGAUUACAUGAAGCCCUUACUGAAGGGAUGGCUGAUGCCAGCAAUCAAGGCUGGUGAUGCCGAGCUACAGGAUAUUCGAGCUGCCUACCUACCAGAGACCAUCUUGGCAUACAUCAGCGCUCUACAUUUCGCUGGCACUGGCUUGUCACGGGAGAACCUUUUGGAAUGCAUGGAGCUCGCCGCCUUGGUAGCAGAACGCGAAUCAGACCUCAAGGACGUCUUCGCCGACGCUAAGCGCAUGACGGAGCUCGUCGAGGCCUUUGCCGCCUGCAGCAAGGCGCUGGCCAUUGCCACCGGAGAGAAGAGGCCAUCUGGAUCUGGCAGCAAGAAGCAGCGGGAGAUGGGAUGGUCGCGAGAUUUGUGGUCGGUCAAGACUGGAACUGGGGACGCGAGCGUCAUUGGGCCUGCGUAG
Molecule: messenger RNA, 2751 nt
Organism: Trichoderma breve
Lineage: Eukaryota; Fungi; Ascomycota; Sordariomycetes; Hypocreales; Hypocreaceae
Product: nuclear pore protein
Exons: 4
Coding region: 1-2751 (916 amino acids)
Biological process (GO): protein import into nucleus; mRNA export from nucleus; post-transcriptional tethering of RNA polymerase II gene DNA at nuclear periphery
Cellular component (GO): nuclear pore outer ring; nuclear pore
Molecular function (GO): structural constituent of nuclear pore
Source: RefSeq, a predicted model, not a curated record